This is a messenger RNA of Gossypium arboreum, 1843 nucleotides long. Its product is annotated as F-box protein SKIP14. The record is from RefSeq and is a predicted model, not a curated record. The transcript has 5 exons. The coding region runs from base 492 to 1580 and encodes 362 amino acids. NCBI's taxonomy places the organism in Eukaryota, Viridiplantae, Streptophyta, Magnoliopsida, Malvales, Malvaceae. Gene Ontology annotation, molecular function: protein binding. Gene Ontology annotation, cellular component: cytoplasm.
AGGGACUAGGUCCCUAAUUGGCGAAGAAUUUCUUCUCCCUUGUUUCUCUCCUCCUCCUCUUUUCCCUGUUUUAAGCAAACUCUGUUUUCUUUCUCUCUGCAUUGCUCUUUCCUUUAUAAAAACUUAAAGCUUUUUUUUUUAAUUCUUUUUAUCUCUCCUCAUUCAGAUUCUCUCAUUAUUAUAGUAAUCUUUCAACAAAAAAUUGAUUUUUCCCUCUUCUCAAAUCCCUUGUUUUUCUUCUGUUUUCUCUUUCACAUUACCUUCAAUUUCACCAAAUUUGUUAAAAAAAAAAAAGAAGAAAGAAAACCCUUUUUUUUUUUUAGCUUAGUUUACCCUCCUUUAUUAGGUUGUUUUUACAAGGAAAAAAAAAACUCUACAGAAAAUCAGGUUGCCUGAGUUUAGGGUUCUUGAUAGAGGGUUCUUUUUAAUUUUUCUUGGUUUUUAUUGGUGAUUGAAUAAUAAAAAUAAAAUAAAAUAAAAUAAAAGAGAGAAUGGCUUUGAAUUGGGAUGAUUUUGAGAAUUCUUGGAGUUUUUGGAGUUGCAGUUGGGAUACUGAAAUCUCAAGUGGCAACACUGAAUCAAAAGGCUUUUAUGAAGCUGUUAAUGAUGAUAUUAUUGACAGAUUGCCUGAAGAUCCAUUUGGUAUGGAAAUAAGGUCUACUUUUGCUGCAGCAAUCACAGGUUGGUUUCAAGAUUUUGAGAAUGAUUUAUGGUCAGAUUUCUGUAUGUUUGGUAUGGAAGAUUAUGCUGAAAAACAAAUUGUUGAUCAACAACAAAUGUUUAAAGGUUUAAAUUGGGUUUGUAAUGGCACCAUGAGUUUAAAACCUGAUGAAAGUAUCUCUAGUUUUUAUGGUGAUCAAUCAUCUUUCUUUAAAGGUGUGAAUUGGGUUUGUAAUAACUCUGAGAUCAACGAAACAUCGAACCCGGAUUUUAAUGGAUUUGAGAUUGAUAAUGGUGGAAGUUUUGUAACCAAUGAUGAAGUUAAAGGAUUGAAGGAUAGUAAGGAAGUUAUUUGCAAUGAUAAUGAAGGAGGUGAACCAAGUGAUGCUUUGUUUUUCGCUCUUGGUUAUCUCGGUGUUAAGGACCUACUUGUGGUCGAAAGGGUUUGUAGGUCUUUGAGGGAUGCUGUUAGAAGUGAUACUCUUUUAUGGAGGAACAUCCAUAUUGAACAUUCUUUGAGUAGAAGGAUUACUAAUGAUGCCCUUUUGAAAUUAACUAAUAGGGCUAAAGGCUCUCUUGAAUACUUGAGUUUGGUUGGGUGUGUAAAGAUUACCGAUCAUGGCUUGAAGUGUGUGCUCGAAAGUAAUCCCAAGCUCACUAAGCUAAGUGUACCAGAAUGUACAGGCCUCAGUGUUGAGGGUAUUUUAUUCAAUCUAAAAGCCUUUAAGUCUAUCGGGUCACCAGGUAUUAAACACUUAAAAAUAGGUGGAUGUUUCAGUGUAACUGAGGAGCAAUUCAAGGAGUUAAAGUUUUUACUCGGUGCGGAUAACUCGAUACAAUUGAGAGAGCAAAAACCACAAUUUUUCCGUCAAGAUGAGAUAAGACUGAGCAUUGUCGGAUCAUUUGAGCCUUGUUCAUGAGGAGAAGCAAUAUUGUCAAGUAGAAGAGAGGAGACUGGUCUGGAUUUCGGAUGGAAAUCCCCAACCAUAGUGGGCUUAGAGCUGUGAGGGAAUUCGGAGUGGCCACUCGUUCUGAAAGUUUGAUUUUCUUCUGGUGAACUGGACAUCCUUUUAUUUACGUUUGAAGUUUUUGGGCUUUUAAAUGUAAUAAGGCCGCUUAAUUAUUUUUGAUGGUUUUAAUAUGUAUUACUAAGAUAGGUAAUACUUAUAUUUAACUGUUGAAA